AUGCAAAGGUAUCCUUCUGCCAGCAGAGAAGCUCCUUUGGCUGUUAUGGAAUUAUUUAUUGCUUCCUCUGUGCUUGCCAAGUGGAAGCUCUCACUAUGCCUUCCAAAAGCAGAGCAGAACACAUGCUACUACUGAUUGGGGUUCCCACCGUCAGUAGCCAAUCGUAAGGCCACAAAAUAAGGCAUUAGGGGCAGAGCAGGGCUGGAUCCAAGACUGGGUUGUUUCUCAGAGAAGGACCUGAUAGGACAGGAAAAAAAUGAUGCAAAACAAUAACCCCACAAUUUUCCACUGUGGCAAGUGGCACAACUGCAGAUGAGGGCAAAAAACUCUAGGUGUGGUUUUUGUUUUGUGAUAUUGUAUAGUCCAGUUAAGGCUUGUGUUUUAAAGAGAGUUGUAGUUAGGAAUCUGGGCACACUGUAAACUAUCAGUGAGCCCAUUAAUCCACAUUUUUUUUUUGGUGGAGAGAGAGGUACUGCUUUCAGACUGUACACUUUAUGCAAGAGCAAAGCAGGCUGUCAGUUGCUAUAGUUGCCAGGCAAGACUUAAACAUACCCACAUCUUCUCCAGUCAAGGAAGAGCUUCAUAACAGUGCUAAUUGAAGAGAUUCCAACUGAGAUAUAGUCAAUUCAUGCUGAGGAAAGGCUACAGUUUGUAUGCCUGUCUUUUGUGCAACUCUGCCUAGCCACCUGUUUUCUCUUGCAGUGGGAGAAACAGGAACUGGAGGCAGAAGAAAGCAUCCUGCUGGGUCAGCCGCAGAAAUGGGAGCUUAGCCGCCCUCUCCCAACUGACUCGUCUGUCCAUUUUUUAUCUUAAAGAGUAAAGCAGGAAGAUCAGUAUGGGAGCAGGCAGGCAGUCCUUCCAUUGGGCUUUGGUGCAAAUUAUUUAGGGCUUUAAAUGUUAAAACCAACACUUUUCGGUUCAGUCUGGAAAUGCACUGGCGACCAGUAACAAUAGUGUUUAUGUGAUCUGAUCUCCUGGCAGCCACCAUCCAGCAGAGUCUACAGCACCUCCAUCUUACCUGGAUUUAAUGUCAGUUUGUUUGCCCACGGGACAUGGGUGGCGCUGUGGGUUAUACCACAGAGCCUAGGACUUGCCGAUCAGAAGGGCGACAGUUUGAAUCCCCGUGAUGGGGUGAGCUCCCAUUGCUCGGUCCCUGCUCCUGCCAACCUAGCAGGAGCACGUCAAAGUGCAAGUAGAUAAAUAGGUACCGCUCUGGCGGGAAGGUAAACGGCGUUUCCGUGCGCUGCUCUGGUUCGCCAGAAGCGGCUUAGUCAUGCUGGUCACAUGACCCGGAAGCUGUACGCCGGCUCCCUUGGCCAAUAAAGCGAGAUGAGCGCUGCAACCCCAGAGUCAGCCACGACUGGACCUAAUGGUCAGGGGUCCCUUUACCUUUACCUUGUUUGCGCACAUCCAUCCUAAAAACUGCUACUAAGUCCUUGGGAUUUUUAGAUGGAACAGACACUGCAGCCCAAACAUCCCAUGUGUUUCAGGCACGUGUUAAAAAGCAUGGCACCCCAUGCGGUUUCUGAGCUACUUUUAUGGCAAAUCGGCGCAAACAGCACUGCCGACAACGGCUACCAUACUUUCCCGGACGUUUACCCCAUUUCCCACCCAGGUUAUAACUCCCACACACACACACCCCGCGCGCGUCCGGGAAAUUCCGGGCGCGUGGCAACCCCGGCGCGGGGUGCUCUGAGGCGCAUCUCCCACAUGCGCGCACGUCUCCCUGAAGGGGGAACGAGGCGGGCCGAACAGCGUCUCUCUCGCGCGCGUGUGCGCGAUGACGGCUCGAAGGCUCCUUUUGUCUCAGCCUCGCCCCCCCCCCGCCCCGCCGCGAGCCGCCACCUCCCAUUGUUCCACACCCCCACCCUCCCCUCCUCCGUCUCCCCCUCCCUCCAUCUCCGUCUCUCCCCCCUUCCCCUUCUGCGCUGCCCUCCUCGCGCAGCAGUCAGCGGUUCCGCCAGCCGCGCUGCCAUUGGCGGACGCUCCCCGUGACGCGACAAAAGAGCGGGGGGCGGAGCCUCGAGCCGGAGAAGCGCCGGUUGAAGCCGGUGCGCGAGCCGCCUCUCUCUCUCUCCUCUUCGCUUUAAAAAACACCAACCUCUUCUUUCUCUUCCCUCCCCGAGGAGCUGCUUUCUCUUUCUUCGGAGGUGCUGUGGAGGAAGAAGAAGAGGAGGAGGACGACGACGACGACCGGGCGCCCAGCCUGGCUGGUUGGCGGAGGAGGAGCUGGAGGCGAGGCGAGCUUCAGGUGAGUGAGGCUGAGAGGGCGCGAGAGAGAACCUGUCAAAGCUUACCUGACGGGGGGGGGGCGGAGUGUGGCAGUUGGAACCUGCGGCGGUUGGAACCGGCGGCGGGCAGUUGGGACCUACGUUCCCCUCAGGUGGGACGUUGGCGGAGGGCGCCCCUCACCUUCUCCGUCCACCUCCUGAGGGGCUCGAGGAUUUGGUGGGCUGCUUACUCCAGCUCAGGUGAUAAGUUUAUUUCCUUUCUGUUUCCCCACCCCAUCUUUUCUAAGCUGUUGCUCACUGGAAACUCAGAGGAAACGAGUGCCUCUGGGCAUGUGCUGAGCCACGGGGGCCAACUUGAAUAAAAUACUGGGGUGGGAGGGAGGACAGCUAAGCCCCGCCCGCAUAAUCGAUCACAUGACGUGGUGCACACAUUUGAAUGGGAAUUCCCCUUUUAAAAAUGCCCCCCCCCCCAGUAGCUGUCAACUUUUCCCUUUUCUUGCCAGGAAUCCUAUUCGGAAUAAAGGAAUUUCUCUUAAAAAAAGGAAAACGUUGACAGCUAUGCCCCCCCUCAAAUAUAUAUAUAAAUUUGGGGGGGGGGAGCAAAGGGACCCUUAAGAGUUUGCUCCUACCUGCUGAGCAUCUGUCCUUCACCGCCACAGGGGAGAGGGUGGCUGGGUUAGUCGGUCGCAACCGAGGCCCACCAAGUCUUGUGAUAAAGACUGAAACACUUACUGAAAAGUGAAACUUUAAAAAAAAAAUUGUGUGGGGUAUUGGUUUGUAUUGUUCUUGUUUUAAUAAUGAUAAUGAUAAUAAAUAAUAAUAAUAAUAAUAAUAUUUUAUUAUUUACACCCCGCCCAUCUGGCUAGGUUUCCCCAGCCACUCUGGGCGGCUUCCAACAAAACACUAAAAUACAAUAACCUAUUAAACAUUAAAAGCUUCCCUAAACAGGGCUGCCUUUAGAUGUCUUCUAAAAGUUUGUUAGUUAUUUUUCUCUUCAACAUCUGGUGGGAGAGCGUUCCACAGGGCGGGCACUACUACCGAGAAGGCCCUCUGCCUGGUUCCCUGUAACUUGGCUUCUCGCAGUGAGGGAACCGCCAGAAGGCCCUCGGCGCUGGACCUCAGUGUCCAGGUAGAACGAUGGGGGUGGAGACGCUCCUUCAGAUAUACUGGACCGAGGCCGUUUAGGGCUUUAAAGGUCAGCACCAACACUUUGAAUUGUGCUCGGAAACGUACUGGGAGCCAGUGUAGGUCUUUCAAGACCAGCGUUAUAUGGUCUCAGCGGCCCCUCCCAGUCACCAGUCUAGCUGCCGCAUUCUGGAUUAGUUGUAGUUUCUGGGUCACCUUUAAAGGUAGCCCCACAUAGAGCACAUUACAGUAGUCCAAGCGAGAGAUAACCAGAGCAUGCACCACUCUGGCGAGACAGUCUGUGGGCAGGUAUUUUGUGUGUUUUUAUCCUAUAUUUUUACGCUGUGAACUGUCCUGAGAUCUUCAGAAGAAGGGCGGUAUACAGAUUUAAUAAAUAAAAUAAAUAGCGGUGGGAGGUUGUAUUGGGGCUGCUUUAUAACAGUGCACCUGAGAUUUCAUUUCACAUUAUAUAUAUAGUAUGUGGAAGCUUAGGCGAGUUUGUUAGUGUUUAAGGAGCCACAAACACUUUGUUAUUCCAGCUUCGUUGCUUAAGUGGCCACAAACACUUUCCACUCACUGGAGCCAUAAGGAGGGAUUUCUAGGAGAAAAGGGUUGAUGUGUAUCUGCUAUCUUUAUAGGCAUGAGGCUGGUGGUCUUAGGGUAAAGACAGACAUGUGUGGGAAGUGUGGUUUUCUGUGCCUGAAAACAAAUACCCGUGAACAUAGGAAAAUGUGUGUUGAAACUACUUACAUAACACUUUAGAAUGUCUUCACUUUUACAGAUCAAGCUCUAUUGCUCAUUGUGGCAAACUUCCAUUUUCUUUAAGCACUGUGCACUGGCAUAUUUCAAAUGGGCUUAUAACAAAUAGUAGUUUGUCUGGUGCAUGCAGUGUCUUUUGUUUUGUAUCUGUGAGAUUUGUGCUCGUACUGUAUUGUGAUGGACAUUGGCUAUUAACAAUAAAAUUUAUUGAAUUGAGUUAAAAUAGUAGUUCAUCUUAUACUUUACCAGCUAGUUAACUGUGACCCAGCCAGGACUCUGCAAUCUCCAGUGAAGUUCUUUGCAAGAAAUAUUCUCUGUUGCUCUUAGAACAUUAGGUUUGGUUUCCUGUAUGGGUUGAAGGUCAAAGGCAUCAUUAAGCUGCUUUUCCUCUACAAUCUUUGAACUUGCCUGGAGUUAGUUGGAAAGAGAGUUUACCAUGUGUUCCAUGCUUUUAAAACAUGCCUUUAGGCAGUGUCUGUGACUUGGUGUUGAAUAGCUGCACACGUGUGCCGAUACAUAACCGGCUCUUGAAAUCUUUGGGUUGGAGCAGGCCAACUGGUGGUGUUCUCAGAGACUGCUUCUCAGUGGGCACAGUAUGGGCACUGGCAUGUCCUACACCACACUAUCUGGUUUCAAGGUAUUAAGUAACACUUAUGCUUCCUACUAUGUUGGAAGUGUCAGGAACAGAAAGUACAGACAAGUUAGUUGCUGUCUCUCCAAGUAGAAGGCAUGCCAGCCAGGUUAUUUAAACAUUAUUUUCAAAAGUUGAAAUGUAAUCCCAGAAAGAAACCUUUUUGUAAAUUCUGAAUCAUUUGGGUACAGUUUAGGACUCACAAAAUCAUGAAAUUUCACUUAAGUUAUGUAUUUGUAUCCAAAGACACCAUAAUCUUUGAUUACUUGUUUUUCUGUCAUGAAUCCAGAUUGCAUGUGAAUAAAACUGCUAAAUGAGGCACCCAUGAACUGCAAAGGAAUCUGAAUCCAGGGCCAAAACUAAGUUUGGUGACCGGAUAUUCAAAAUGAACUGACCCUUGAUUUAAUGUGUAGAAUAAAAUGUCUCUUGUUAGCUAAAGAAGCGAGGCUGAUAGAGCUGGGCAGCUAGGGCUUUCUUCCAAAGAAGCAUGUUUAAAAUGUUCUUUAUCCUGCCUUUCCAUAAAAUGUGCUCAAGCAUCUUAAAAUUGAAACAUCUUAACCAAUCACACUAAUGUAUUUCAAAUCAACAAAACAAAAAAGAACCAGUAGCAGUAACAAAACAAUUAUGUUAUUAAGUAACAACAGUUCAAGAAAAUAAAAGUAUUUUACUGAAGAUAAGUAAUGUCUCUCUACUUUCAGAUCACUUAGCUGAUAGUAGAUGAAAGAUUACUUGUGCCCUUGUAUUCCCAGCCCUGGCCCUUAUUAUGAAAUAUCAUAAUAUGCUUCUCAGUUGUAGAAUAAAACAUUAUUGUGUGCUUCUAAUUUUUUUGGUGUGAAAUAGAUCCCAAAUUGUUUCCAAACCAAACAAGCAUAUUUGAGUUGUAAAAUUCACAAGUCAGUUAGCUGCUUGCUUACUAAGAAUGCUGUUUUAAAAGGCUAGCCUGUAACUUGAGAUAAUGUGACAUUAAUUGCUAAUUUGGAAAGAUCUUUUCUCAAAGUGAACAGGGGUUAUUAGAGUGCAAUUGCUAUGCUGUUUCACAAAACCAUGCUAAAAACACUUGUUCCAUCUCAGUGUCUUUCCUAUCUGACACAGUUGCAAGGUAAUGUAUCUGGUUUCCGAAAAGCUGAAUUCUUCUGCAUUUUAUCAUGCUUGAUAUGCAUCUACAAAGCAAAACACAGCUGUUACAACUAAUCAUAGAGCUCACUAGUCAAGUCAAAAGUGUCUAUUUAAAUCUGUCAGAAGGUAAAAAGGAGUAAACUGACCAUCUCAUCCAAUAAUUAAGUAAAAGUCUCUGGGCAUGUUAUAUAAUUUGAGGAUAUGCACAUCAUAUAUGUAUUAAGAAGGAAUUAAUGUAUAUAAAAGCUAAAUUGCUGAGUUGGUUAAGCAUGAAUCCUCCCUUUUUGUUAUCUGUAUCAAAAAACUUCUAAAUGUCUGCCACAGGUAGAGAGUUGCUUCUACUGUGAAGGUUGCAAAUAUAUAACAUAAAAGAAUCACAUCAUCAUCAUCACCAUCAUCUGGCUCUUCUACUAAUCCAGAGCAACAUUCAACACAACCAUAAAUCAUACAGUAUAAAUAUACAAAUACAGCUAACACUAAAAAAUAAUAGUAAGCAUCACUGAACUUAGUAUGACUUAUGAGUAAAUAUGUACAGCAUUGUUCUACACUACGUUUCAGUGACAAAUCUGUUGAUCUUAUUUCCUUCUAACCUAUCAUAGCAAAACAUUAAAAAACCCAGCAUGUUAAUACUCAAGUUUCAAGAGUGACUAUUUUUCUUAUAAGACACUGGGCUACUUAAUUGAAACUGAGCCUCUGGUCAUACUAAAACAUGGUUGUGAUGUAGCAUUUUUAAGACCAUAUUUAUUUUAAUGUUGAUUAGCAUUCUAAAACAUGUAAUGCUUUAAGGGUAGAACAUAGGCCCUCUGAACUGCCUUCUCAGUGUUUUCCUGUUUUCAGUGCUUUAGUUUUGCAAAGCAAGGCUCGUGUGUUGUAUGUUGAUGACAUACCUCCUAUUAUGUCAGUGCAGUAUCUCAAGUCUGCAAAAUACAUUCUUGUGACAUUAUGCCAACCCAAUUAUUGUCAAAGCACUUAUUUUGUUGGUGUAGCAAGUCCUAGAUUUACACUUUCGUCUUGUGUAGACAAAAAUAAAUAAUCUCUAGAAUAUGUAUUUCAUAAUUUAUAUCUGAACUGAAACUUACUAGGGAGGGCUGUGCAAAGUUUAAAUUAAGCUGACAUAUUUGGGGAUCUUUGUCCAGUGGUCAUACUGAUGGAAAAAGUGACAGUUAAGUGGCAGGGAGAAACUGAUCUUCAAGAUGCAGAGUAAACAUUAAACAUCUUGUUUAAAUAUUACUUAGUGUGACCUUAACUCGAGUUGAGCAAAACUCUUAAGAAUGUGCCUGUUCUGUGCCUGCAAGCUCAGAACAAUAACUUUAUUGGGCUGUUAAUGUUAUCUGUCUUAACAAAAGAUAGAAUCUUGCAUGGGGGAAGAGUUAACACUGCAGACUGAUGAAAUAGUAUGGAAUUUUUUCUUUAGCAAUAACUCAUUGUUGCACCAGUCUUAUGUAUAAGCACUUCUGUAAAUUGUUUUAUGGAAGUUUUAAUAUGGGGUAAACUAUAACUUGAAGGAAUACUCAUGAAAAUGUGUACUUGCUCCUUUUAUGCAACUGUCCUUUAAUAAGAUAACAUGUAAAUCAGUGUUCUGCAAAUGUUGGCUUGGCUUACUAGUCAGCCUCUUCGUGUCCUUGCUACCAAUUUAUUCCCUGUCCCAAAGUCCUCUGACAUAUGGAGACGGGGCAGUGAGUGUUUAUACUCAUUUGUGCUGUGGUAUGGAAAUAUUAAUAACUAGCUCAAGAAUGUUUACUUGCUGGGUACAUCUGUGUUAACAAGAUUUCCCCAGGCACGUGCUGAGCUGAAAUUUAUUUUAACUAGCAGCCAAUAAUUAUGAACAAAUUUGGUAACUGUUAAUUUAGAUUAGUCUCACCAUUCAGCGGAAGAUGUGUCAUUAGUAUUUAUGUAGAAGGAAUUUUAGCAAGUGUAUUAAAUAAUUCCCCCUCUAUGUAUUUAUUAAAGGAUGGGAGCUCAAUCAACUAAUGCAUCUGGUUGCCCUUCUUAUAAUAAUGCUAGAGGUUGUAUUUGCACAGUUGUUUCCAGCAGUCCACAGAGUGGGGUUUCAUUACCUUGGAUAGCUCCUUGCCUCUUGUCUUGACUAGCAGAGGUAGAAUAAAUUGUGUGGAAUAAGCAAGCACAUGCAUAUCUGCUUCAUUUGCCCAAUGUAUAAUUUCAUGAUACUAUUAACAUUUUGGCCCAAGUUUUGAUGUUUCAUGGCAUACAAUCCAGAUUUCUAAAAAUAAAAGUUGCAAAGAGUAAACUCACUUCUUUUCUCUCUAAAAAUAUUCAUUGGCUAAAAGUUUGAAGAAGAGGUACAGAGACAGGGCAAGUCCAGCAAGCACAGAAACAAUUUAGAUGUGGACCAAGUUGGAGAGGGUUGGUACAGUAUAUAAGAUUGUUUUCAGAAAACUACUUAGAACAUGAGUUCAGGGUGCUUCAUAAACUCUUAUACCAGUACCGAAAAGACUGAAGAAGGUGUAGAAACAAUAGAAAUUUUGGCUUUAAAGCUGGACUGCCAUUGGUGAGAAAUAGUGUUCAUAGUGUGCAACAGUUCAACAAAAACAUUUAGUUUUCAAAUAUUAUUUAUAAUUAAAAUAAUGUGCAUUUCACUUUCUACUUGAAAAAAAUUCAGGAGUUUUGCAAAAGUAUGCAACAUGCUGAUGUGAAAGCUGUUGAAUAGCUUUCUAACAACUGAGCAUAGACCUUGACUUAUAUUUCAGACUGCUGAAAACUUCUUAACAAAGACCAUACAUUUGUGUGUUUAUAGUUACUGGUUUGAUUUGGGUAGUGGAUGAACUAUGAGAAGACGUGUUAGUACUCUGGCUAAGCACCUGCUCUUUGAAUUUGCCAAAAGAAUUUGAACAAUUGAUCCUGUAUGGAUAAAGGAGAUUAUUCUUACUCAUGGUUAGAACAGUAUGAAAAAAAUCAGAUUAUCGUUGUGUUUUUAAUGGUUCUUGCAAUAAGGAUUAGAAGUGGUGCUGCGUGCUUCUGACACAAUAUGUACGUACAUAUCUGGAACAUGGCUGUGAAUGUAUGUUAAGUAAACAAUUAGGUUUCUGAUUUGUAGCUUGAAUUGCAGUAUAUUCAGUUCAAUAGUAAAGCAUGUGCUUUAUAUGACUGAGGCUUUUCAGUAGAACCCAGGUUUCCAAAACUGAGCGCCACCUGCUCUAAGCUCCACUUUAAAAAUAAGAGUAAGCACUGGUACUAGUUUCAGAAGAAGGUUAAGAGGUUCUGUUCAGCCCUGGAAACCUAGGUUCAAUACUCACCACCAGUUAGUGGCCACUCUGGUUGUUGAUAUUAUUUGAUAGAAAGCUGCUUUCUGCAUUCGUCUCUCUGUGGAGUUGAGCUGUAUGCUGCUUUGGGUAUUUGUAUAGAAAAUCAGUUUGAUGGAAUUCAAACAGGUGAAGGAAAUUACUAGGAUUCUAAGUAACUUGCUUUUCUUCCUGUUAAGAUGGGUAAAGAUUAAUGCCAGUAGAAUGAACAUAUAGAUAACAGUGUAUUUAUAAAAGUGAAGGAAUUCCAGCUUAUUCUCCAUUGCUGAAUACUUGUCCAUAUAACAAUAUAUAUUCUAUAUCUGAAAUAAAUCUUCUACCUACAUCCUAACAAUUUGUAUCCCGAGCACAGGGCCAAUUAAAGGGCUAUUUGGAGUAGUUCAGCUUCAUUGAACCUGUUAAAUUUGUCUUGAAGGGAAAUUGCAGCCUUCAGUAUCAGUUCUGAAUGUAGUAAUUUUAUGUUGGAACAGUAUUUGCUGCACCAUAUUGAAACAGCUUUACUUUGUGAUGUGUAUUAGGGCUAGACUGAACCUUGUUGCAUGGACUACUGUUCUGAUGAAAAUCCCAAUGGACUACUGAUGUGUAUUUAACUGUACAAAACUGAUCAGUUGAUUGGGGCCUUCAACCCCACCCCUUCAGCCCAGCAUUCUCUUUACCUUUACAGCAGGUGUGGGUGGUUUGGCCAAAAUGACCUUGCAGGCCAAAUGGGCACCAGGGGUUCCCCACCACCCCUUUACGGCAUUACUAAUUUAUCUUAAGUACCGUAUUUUUUGCACCAUAACACUUACUUUUUUCCUCCUAGAAAGUAAGGGGAAAUGUCUGUGCAUGUUAUGGAGGGAAUGCCUACGGGUGGCAUGCCUACGGAUUUUCCUCCUCUAAAAACUAUGUGCGUGUUAUAGAACGAAAAAUACGGUAAUUAAUGAGAAAGAAUCCAGUGGUCUGUUGAAAUCUAUUUUUACUUAUAUAUUCAGAUCCAAAUCUUUAUUGAUUGCUAAAUUCUGUUGUUGAAAGGCUCUGUUGUGUCAGGGUUUAUUUUUCUUCUGGUUAUAUCUUGUUGCAACAUUCAGAUUAUUUAUAAGUAUUAUGGACACCGUUGCUCUUGCUUUUCUUGUUCUGUUUGUAGAAUACAAAUUUCAGGUAGGAGAAAAAAUGUUCUUAGGUGAGCAGUUUGUUUUAUCCAUUAAGCCGAUUCUGGAAGAUGCAUUUUCUUCAUAAAGAUUCAUUUCUAAUACGGUGGAUAAGCAGCUCCUAGAAUAAGUAUCUUUACAAUAUAGGAGAUGUAGAAGGUAUCUAAUUUUAAUUAAGUUAGUCAUUCCCACCAAAACUCUUCCACAAUGUUUGCCUCAAAGUUGGAAAAGCCAAUCAAAUACAAAUGCCUUCAGUAACAUACUAAAAACAAUGUGCUUCUAAUAAUGGAGGUGUUCUUAUGUUGGUACAGGAAUUGGGCAGUAUAAGUCCUAGCACACAUUCAGAUUCCAGGACUGACUGUUUGUUGUUGUAAUCUGAUGCUAUAAAAUCCAGGUGUCAUCAAGUUCUUACCUUUUGUAACUGACCUGGUAUUUCAAGUUUCAUACUGGAUCAGUUAAUUCAGCUUGAAAUGAGGUCCAAGUGAAAUGUUUUUAGUAUUUGUCACAACUGAUCACCAAUUUUUAUCUAAUGGGUAUAGUAAGCAAAGCUCUAUUGUACAUGGAAUUUGCUAUGUCAGGCACUUUCCAAUUAUUAUUCCUUAUCCUCCUAAUACCACUACUACAAUUUUUCUGUGGUGAGAUAACAAAGAGUGUGAAAGAUGGGCUGUCUGAAGGGAAUGUAAAACUGUGAUCUUAAGUUUAUUUGUGUGUGAGUAUGCUGGUUAAACAAUGAAGCUUCUGCAUACAGAAGCCUUGGGGCUCUUACAGCAUUGGUAGAUUAUAGCCUUUGGAUAGAUGUGCAUGACUUGUCUAGCACCUGUAAUGAUUUAGGGAGGCAGACAACUGUAAUCUCCAACCAUGUUAAAAUUUUGCAUUGGUGUUCCUGUGCAGUCACCUAGAAAUUUAGAAAAUCAAAAGUCUAGGAAAGCUUGUUCAAUCAUAGAAUUAUGACCACUGCACAAUAAUCUCAGCUGAGAGCAGAAAGUAGAUUAGAGUCACUGAUAGAUGUCUAAGUCACUCACUAUUUUGUUUUAUAUGCCUGCUGAACACUUUUUUUAUUUCAGCAAGCCUACUAAGACCUAUAUUUUAGUUAUCUAUAUUUGUUUUAAAGUGUUUUACUGUCUUUUUCUGCUUUUUGAUAAGUAAUUUUUAUAUAGCCUUUAACAGUUUUGCUGAUUUUACCCAUGUUUUAUGGAUAAUUUUAUUAGGUACACUACUUAGACAACCAUCUGUUGAAUCAGUCUAUACAUUUUUCUAAAUAAAAAUAAAAUACAUAAGCUAGUGUAAAGAUAUUUAAAAUGGCAAAUGUAAAAAUAUUGUUUUGUGGCCAUCCUCAUCUCUGAACCUUCAUGCUAAUUGAUGGUUAAACAUUUGUGUAUAUAUUGGUUGUCUUUGGUCAGAUCCUUGUGUGGAUCAUUAGGCAAGUUUUGUGUUGGAAUCUCUGAUUUGUGACAACACAGAUAUAUAUAUCUGUACUUAUAUAAGUUAGUUAUCUUGGUGUUUAGUUUAUGGAGUUCAAUAAAUAAUUGGCUGUACCCUCUAACUCACCACAUGACAUCUGGCCUCCUUGGGCCACUACUUUGCACCUAAAUUUAGUGAACCUGAGUUUAGUGAACCCUCAGGGUUCAAAUGAAUGUCAACACUCAAAUGAAAAGAAAGGAAGUAGAUUCUGCAAGUCUUAAAUUUUCCCGGCCCUAGUCUGUCUGAAUCCAUCCAUAGUGAUAGCAAUUUCAUCUUAGAGUAUUAUUUCUCAUAGAAUAUCUGCUAAUAGCAAGAGGCUUAACAUUCUUCCAGUUCCCAUAUUCAUUCUGGUGUCACUUUCCCCCUUUUUAGUCACUACACUGUGUGUUUUGUAACUCUGUUGCGUAGCCAUUAUCUUAGAGCUUGAGGAAGACCUCAACAAAUAUCUAAUCCAACCCCUGCAGUGUACUGAUGUUUUCGGAUGGGCCAAGAUUUGUCCAGAAAGUCACCAUGAACUUAUUUCUGUACAUAGUGAUUUACCUAUAUCUUGGAUACAGGGUUGUUGUAUUUUGUUAAGUAUAGAUAUGAAACAAAUGUAUAUGGUUUUUAGAUGUACAGUAUCAUGAAAUCUCACCAAUAGAAAACAACCCUCUAUAUUUCCAGUAUUUACAAGGUUAACUUUAUUAGAAUUACAUUAGGUUUGAGUAAAAAAAAACUACUUGCUAGUGUUUUGUGCCUUAUUCUGAAGCAGGACAAUUUCUUCACUCCAGAAAUGUAUAAAUGUUAUACAUAAAGGAUGCCACUAGGCGGUGCCUUAGGUUUAAUUAUUUUUCAGCAAAUGUAGGAACUGACACUUUAGAUAUAUUAUAAUUAGGAGAUUUGGGGUUAUGUGCCUACUAUUAGAAUAUGUUCUGUGACUCUAUUGUAAAUUUGCAGUAGCUAAUUCAGCAAUGUCUCUGCAGGAACUGUCAAGUUCUAGAAGAGAUUACGACUGACUGGCCUUUAAAAGGUAAGAAUAUCCUUGCUUUUAAAACUUCUGUUGUCUUAGCACAGUGGUUCUCAAAGGGUGUGACAGGCCACAUUGGUGUGGCAGGAGAGGAUGGCAACUGUGAAUUGUGGCAGGAAGAUUCAAGGACAAUCAAUUAUUUCAGUAUGGUAGCAUCAAAAUAAUUAUUUUUAUUUGCAGAAUAUGGAUAGAUGUCUUUUCAAAAUGAGAGCAAGAACACCACAGGAUACUGCAGACAAUCCUAGUUGUGAUCCAGAAUUGUGUUUAGAACAGAGUGCUGGAGAAAACUUGUUUAUUAUUAUAUUUUGGGAAUGAUUCAUGUUCUUAUAUAGCUGCAUUGUUUUACACUUUCUGGAUGUCCCAUGAUCAUAUUAUAAAGUAGUUGUGUUCUGUGUUAUAAAUCAAGCACUGCCAGGAGUUGUUUAGUUUUGUUUUCCAAUGUAUUUCUUAUCAGUAAAAAAAUUGAUGUGGUGCAAACAAAUUUGUAUUUUGAAAGUGUGGCCCAGAGAAAAAACUUGAGAACCACUGCUUUAGCAAAAUCUAAAGCUUAUUUCUCUCUGCUGGUUUUUUAAACGGGACUGGAAUAUAUAUUCAGAAAUAAAACUAACAGUUCUAGCAUUAGGAUGAAAACUAAAAUCAUUAUACAAUGAAUGAAGAUUCUCUAAUAUGGCAAAUGGUAAAUAUUACUCUGAUUAACUGGUUGUCUAAUUGAAAAAUGCAAAUUAGGGAUCAGAAUUAAUAUGUAAAUAAUGAAGAUAAUAAACCCUUUAAAACACAAUUUGUUAUAAAGUUUGCUGCAAGCAACCUUAUGGCAAAUUUCCUAAAGAUGGUAAGCAAACUGUUAGACUGAAAAUUCUGUACUGUGUGGCAGAAACAAUUAUCCAUGUUAUUUUUGAUUUGAUCUUCCUAGAACAGAAAGCCACAUGUCAGUAUCUGUUCACUGUAUUCAUGCUAUCAAAACCAGAUGUACUUGCGCAACACUACUGAUUUCUGUAAUGGGUAUAAAAAUAUGGCCAAGAUGUUCUGGCCUUGUGAAAUGUGUUAUUGAUGGAGAUCCAGCCGUAGAUCAGCUAAUGGUUGGCAAAGCAUUUUAAAUAAGGCUGGGUGAGAUGUUGGCUGCUUUCUAAAAAAAAGUGAAGCUGUUGAAUUCUCAAGAGAAUGAGCAUCAUAUCUCAGCUGCAGAGUUGCAAAAUUAGAGAGCUUAGAAAGUAAGAUCUUAAUUACACUAUUUAGGAAAACAAAUAUUCCCAGAAGUAUUAAUUGCUCCUUUUAGUUGCCUUAAGGAUUUCAAGAGAUUGAAAUAUAUAAUUGCACCUUUUAUGGUUAUUUCAUUAACAGAAUGUAGUUUCAUGCUCUGAUGCCCUCAAGCCAGGGCUUAAGGAAGGAUGAAUAGGAAGGUGCGUCCUUACUUUACACUGUCAGGAAAUGGUUUGAUGGUAAGAACCAUGGUUGUAAAGCUUCUGAUGUAAAUAGACUAGAGAAAAUGUUUGAAGAGAAUUCUAAUCAGGGGUUGGCAACCUAAGGCCCAUGGGCCACAAGCUGCCCACAGGGGUUGUUUAACUGGCCCACGAGCCGCCCCCGAACUUAGCCACCCGCUCGGCGAGUCCCCAUGUGCUGCACUAAACUGGCUCUGGAAAUUGCGUCUGCGCAGAUGCCGACACUGAAAAUCACAGGCGUGGGCGCAAUCCAGCCCACGGAGGGAUCUCCACUGGAGUGAACCGGCCCAGGCGAGGUAAACCUUGCCGACCUCUGGUCUAAUUUUGUAUUAAUUGGAAGCAAUUCUAAGCACAAUGAGGGUCCCCAAAACACAAUUCAACCACUAACAAAUCCCAGUUCCAUAUAAAAGUGAAUAUAAAUUCUCAUUUAAACAAAGUACCCUUACAUGUGUAAGUUAUGGUUACCCUAUUGUAUGUAUCAACACCCUGAUAAUGGAGCACUGGUUAAAAUCCAUUUAAACAGAUUGCAAGCGUGAGCCAGAGGAACAGUUGAGCUGAAAGGUGACUCCCCAUUUACAAGGGGGUUUCAUUCCGAAUCCCCACGUGAGUUGGUGAAAUCACAUAAAAUGGGUAGUUGCCUUUCAGCUGUAUAUUGUAAUUUGAACUUUCUUUGGGCAUGCUUGUACAGUGGUGCCCCGCAAGACGAAUGCCUCGCAAGACGAAAAACCUGCUAGACGAAAGGGUUUUCCGUUUUUCGAUGCGCUUCGCAAGACGAAUUUCCCUAUGGGCUUGCUUCGCAAGACGAAAACGUCUUGCGAGUCUUGCGAUUUUUUUCGCUUCCCCCGCCUUUUUCUAAGCCGCUAAUAGCCUUUUAGCCGCUAAGCCGCUAAGCCUUUAAUAGCCGCUAAACCGCUAAUAGCGCUAAGCCGCUAAUAGGGUUGCUUCGCAAGACGAAAAAACCGCUAGACGAAGAGACUCGCGGAACGGAUUAUUUUCGUCUUGCGAGGCACCACUGUAAUGUAUUUGCAAACACCACUGUCUAUGGUGCUUCUGGAAAUUUGGACUUGCAGCAUAACCUUAUUUUGGAUGUGAUUGAACUGUGGUCACUGAUUAUCUAUUCAGCUCUGUUUUUUGUCGUCAUCCAGUCAUGUUGCUUAGCACCUCUCCCUCUCACAAAACAAUAGGCUAAUGAUAAUCCAAGGCUUCUGGUCACAAAAUGCAUAUGUCUCUUUCGAGAGACAGGAUGAGGCAGCUGAGAGAUUAAGAAGUUUCUGCUUUAUUUAACUGCCUAGGAGCUAUUCAAAGUGGCGGGGGGGGGGGAGAUACCUACCUUGAACAGAAGUUUAUACAGAAAGCUCAAUUUACUUGAAUUCCAAGUGUUCAUAGAAGAAAAAAAUAUAAGCUUGAACUUAAGUAGAUUCUUAUUGAUGUUUCCAAGAAUCCAAUUACAUUUACUUAUGAAAUUUCUAUGCUGCAUUUCCUUGUUAGCAUCCAACGUGGCUUACAGCAAUAUAAAAUGCACAAUGCAGUAAGAAUAGUAAAAUAAAAAUAACAAAAGAGCACAUUUUAUUCACUUGCUUAAAAAGCAUUUAUACCCUGCUCUUCAGCUGAAAAAGGUGCCAGAGCUAAUUGCAAUGACCAGAAAUGCUGCAGUCCUUGCCUCAGGCUAACAAUAUAUGAGACGGAGCACAAAAGGAAAAGGGAUUGGUAGGCACUAGUUCUUAAUUAAUAACUUCAGUGGGUAGUAAUUCAGUGGUCUUAGAGGCUAACAGUACAAUCCUAUACAUGUCUCUACUCAGAAGUUUGUUCCGUUGAGUUCAGCGGAGCAUACUACUAGACAAGGGGGUGUAGAUUUGAAGCCUAAGGAUUCCAUAAAAAAAUCUCAGUAUAACUAAGCUGGGAUCAUCUUGGUUACUGUAAAGCCUAAUUUUAGCACAUGUUGAAAAUUGAGUUAGACUACUUUGAAAAGCUUUUAUGGCUUUCAUGAACUAAAACCUAUUUGGAGGAUCUGAGCAACGUAAUACAUUAAAUUUGAUUAUUCAGUGUGUUAAGACAAAACUCUGGAGCUGAACAAAACCAGAAGGUUGACAUUUUUGGAUCAAAAUCUUCAAGAGGACAUUAUUUUAUAAGCUAAGUUUGAUCUUGAAGCAAAGAUAUUUCUCUAGGAAAAGUAAAGGUACAUGGAGACUGACUGGAGAUGUAGGCUUUUUGCCAACAAUAGCUCCAUGACUGUUUUUGGGCUAUAAUACAACAGUAUGGAUGUUGUUUAAUAAUACUAAUUUCUCUCCAGCUUCUCCCUUGAUUCAUUCCAGCACAUGGGUAGGACUUACAGCCUCAGGAAACAUUCAGGAAACUAGCAGUAGUAUGGAAAAGUGAGACUACUAGUAAUCCUAAGAAUAAAUACAUUUUGAUCCACGGCCUCCUAACUAAAAUCUGUCAGAAUUUAUGUAUGUUUUAGAAUAUCUUUCUUUAUUUGAAGACAAGGGGGAGGGAGUCCCAGCCGCCCCACAAGUCAAAAUUUAUUUUUUUGUUUGCAACGGAGACUGGCGUCUAAGCAAGGAGUAAACAAGAAAUUGUGGUAUUUUAAAGUCAUUUAAUAUAGCACAAUUGACAAUACAGAUCAGUUUGGAAACCUGGAAGAUGAGCAUGAUUGUUAAACUAAUACUAUGCUUCCUAAGGAUAGUUGCUUGUAACUGCCCAAUUUGAAUGGUACUGCUUUUAUUCAUUGUGCUACUAAAGAAUUUCAUGAAAACAUGCAUUUUUAUAAAUGGAUGGCUUACUAAGAAACUCUUUUCCCCACAUUAUUGAAAUUCUAAUAGAUGAUAUUACUUAGCCACUUUGUGUAAUAUAUGCAGCCUCAAUUUGAAUCUUUGUUUUUGUCCUAGGAUGA
This is a messenger RNA of Podarcis lilfordi (Lilford's wall lizard), 17042 nucleotides long. Lineage: Eukaryota; Metazoa; Chordata; Lepidosauria; Squamata; Lacertidae. The record is from the annotation of a GenBank genome assembly.